UGAAAGCAGAACGGUGCUGCGUGCCCGUGAUUUGCUGGCAGAGCGCUGCUCUCCUCCGGCGACCGCUGACGAGGGCGCUAGGCUGGUCUCGUCUCAGCUGUUCCCCACAGCUCCACUUCGCUCCAACUAGAGAGGAGUGAGCAUCUUGAAUAGAAGGGAUCCUGCAGCCGGUAUAAGACACGGACCAAGACCGAGGGAGGAAAGAGACAGAGAGAAGCAGAACGCACACUCCAGGGGAAGGGGUCUUCGCUGCCCUAAUGUCAGCUAAAGGGAGGAAAUAUCAAAAGAGGGUCUCAUUCUCCGAGGACGACAACGAACAGGACUGGAAGGAGGAGAAUGGAGGACUGGACUCCCAUUAUUUGAAAUCCGUGAAAACGGUCCGGGAUUCUUCCGGAUACUAUCAGUGUGCCGCACCGGCUGACAAUAAUCCUGCACAGCGAAGACUAACAAUGAUGAGGGAGAAGGGGCGAAGGCAGGCUGUGCGAGGUCCUGCAUUUAUGUUUAACAACAGGGGUACCAGCCUGACAACGGAAGAGGAAAGAUUUCUUGAUGCUGCUGAGUAUGGCAAUAUUCCUGUUGUGCGCAAGAUGUUGGAAGAAUCCAGGACCUUAAAUGUCAACUGUGUUGACUAUAUGGGUCAAAAUGGUCUACAGCUGGCAGUCGGAAAUGAGCAUUUGGAAGUGACAGAGUUGCUCCUGAAGAGAGACAACCUGGCACGUAUUGGUGACGCACUUCUUCUUGCUAUCAGCAAAGGAUAUGUCCGAAUCGUUGAAGCCAUCCUGAACCACCCAGCCUUUGCAGCAAGUAAACGCUUAACACUCAGCCCCUGCGAACUACAUGAUGAUGACUUUUAUUCCUAUGAUGAAGAUGGAACUAGAUUCUCUCCUGACAUUACUCCAAUCAUUCUAGCUGCCCACUGCCAAAAAUACGAGGUUGUACACAUGCUGCUUAUGAAAGGGGCUCGUAUUGAGAGGCCUCAUGACUAUUUCUGCAAAUGCAAUGAGUGCAUGGAAAAACAGAGAAAUGAUUCUUUCAGCCAUUCCCGGUCCAGGAUUAAUGCCUAUAGAGGGCUGGCUAGCCCAGCUUAUUUGUCGCUGUCCAGUGAAGACCCAGUACUUACUGCUCUGGAGCUCAGCAAUGAACUGGCAAAGCUGGCAAAUAUUGAAAAGGAAUUUAAGGACCACAAUAAAAAAGAGGCUGCACAGCUCACUCGCUUCUCCCUGAAUGACUAUCGCAAGCUUUCUAUGCAAUGUAAGGACUUUGUGGUGGGUGUUCUUGAUUUGUGUCGAGACACUGAAGAAGUUGAAGCAAUCCUAAAUGGAGAUGUGGAUGCCGAACAAGAAGAAGGACAGCGCCACAGAGCUUCCCUGAGCCGAGUGAAACUUGCUAUUAAAUAUGAAGUCAAAAAGUUUGUAGCCCACCCAAACUGUCAACAGCAGUUGCUGACAAUAUGGUACGAAAACCUCUCAGGAUUACGGGAGCAGACCAUUGCCGUGAAAUGCCUCGUCGUUCUCAUUGUUGCCUUAGGCCUUCCAUUGCUUGCUGUCGGCUACUGGUUCGCUCCAUGCAGCAGGUUGGGAAAAAUCCUGCGGAGUCCCUUCAUGAAGUUUGUAGCACAUGCAGCCUCCUUUAUAAUAUUUUUGUGUUUACUGGUGUUUAAUGCUUCAGACCGCUUUGAAGGAAUAACAACUUUGCCAAAUGUCACAGUCACUGACUAUCCCACACAGAUAUUUCGAGUAAAAACCACACAGUUUAGCUGGACAGAGAUGCUUAUCAUGGUUUGGGUGCUGGGGAUGAUGUGGUCAGAGUGCAAGGAACUUUGGAUGGAAGGUCCAAGGGAAUAUAUUUUGCAGUUGUGGAAUGUGCUGGAUUUUGGCAUGCUGUCGAUAUUUAUUGCUGCAUUUACAGCACGAUUCUUUGCUUUCCUUCAGGCCACAAAAGCUCAACGGUUUGUAGAUAAACACUUCCAAGUCAGCGAUCUGUCUAUGGUUACUCUUCCUCCAGAGAUAGAAUAUUUUACUUAUGCAAGAGACAAGUGGCUCCCAUCAGAUCCGCAACUCAUAUCUGAAGGUCUAUAUGCAAUUGCAGUAGUUCUGAGUUUCUCCAGAAUAGCGUAUAUUCUUCCAGCCAACGAGAGCUUUGGUCCUCUGCAGAUCUCCCUUGGUCGAACUGUGAAGGAUAUUUUCAAGUUCAUGGUUCUUUUCAUCAUGGUAUUCUUGGCAUUUAUGAUUGGAAUGUUUAUCCUCUACUCAUAUUAUCUUGGAGCAAAAGUGAAUCCAGCUUUCACCACAGUGGAAGAAAGUUUCAAAACCUUAUUUUGGUCAAUAUUUGGUCUUUCGGAAGUGUCAUCAGUUGUCCUGAAAUAUGACCACAAGUUCAUUGAAAACAUUGGUUAUGUUCUUUAUGGGAUAUAUAAUGUCACAAUGGUGGUUGUUCUUCUCAACAUGCUGAUUGCCAUGAUCAACAGUUCAUACCAAGAAAUUGAGGAUGAUGCUGAUGUGGAAUGGAAGUUUGCCAGAUCUAAACUAUGGCUAUCAUAUUUUGAUGAUGGAAAAACAUUGCCCCCUCCAUUCAGCCUAGUGCCGAGUCCAAAAUCUUUCUUUUACUGCAUUAUGAGAGUGGUGAACCUUUUUAAGUGCAGACGAAGAAGAUUAAAGAAAGAUGUUGAGAUUGGAAUGGACAAUUCAAAGUCUAGGUUGAACUUGUUCAGUCAUUCAAAUCUGAAAAUUGCAGAAUCACACAGUUUUAACAGCAUACUCAAUCAACCUACCCGCUACCAGCAAAUAAUGAAACGUCUAAUAAAGCGAUAUGUGCUUAAGGCACAAGUUGACAAAGAAAACGAUGAGGUCAACGAAGGCGAGCUAAAAGAAAUAAAGCAAGAUAUAUCUAGUCUUCGAUACGAACUUUUGGAAGACAAAUCCCAAGCAAGUGAGGAACUGGCGGUUCUCAUCCAAAAACUCAGCGACAAACUUAAUGCCAGCACCACAUGAUGUGAAUAACACAAGACACCUCCAUAACUGGAAACUUGGAACCUGCAGAAUUGGAUUUUUUAGCAAAAGCACUUUUGUCAUAUUUGGAAUGCCUUUUUUUCCUAACAAAAGGGAUAUUCCAAAUGUUUUGCUUUUAACAAUCUCUUAUUUGUGAAUCCUUAUAUAUAACGCCAAUGUUAGAAACAUCUUAGACUCAGUGAGUUGCCAUUUUCAUGUACUGCAGCCUGUCUGCCUUUUUUAAGUUGGUCUUGUAGAGACUGUUUUCACAAAGGAAUCUUGAGACAUUUAAAAUGAUUAAGAGACAAAUGCUCUAUUCAACAUUUUUAAAUGAUAUUUCUCAAUAGAGGUAUGCAGUGACAUUGAGAGACUGUUGACAUGUGCAGCUUUUUGCUCUCACUAUCAUUCCCUUGCCUAUUUAGGAAUUUCUUUUCUGUAGGAAAAACGAAGAAAUGUGUUACUUUUUUAGCAUGUAAAUACAUCUGGUUUAAAGCAAGAGCACAAUGUAUGGCAAUAAUGCUUCUGACCAGAGAAUGAUGCAGCGUGUUUAAUUUAGUCAAGUCAGUGUAGUGAUUUUGCACAGUAAUAAGAUUAUUGUACAGGAUCUGCUUCCAUCUAACAAGGAAGCUCCCAUAAUUAAACUUCCUCAGUGCUGUGUUAUCUCAAGUCUGACGCCUUCACAACAGACAUAAGAAGGAGAAAUAAUAAAAUAAGGAAGAUUUCCAUGUUUCAUUCAGAUCAGCACUUGCGGUAGGUGUAAAGUCAAAUAUUUUUAAAUAUUUCAUUAAUUUAGAAAUCUUAACAUUAUACUUAAUUUAAUAAGUUGGAAUAUUUUACUUCUUUAAAACACUGCUUUUGGAAGUGAGUAGUUCUUUUUUUAUCAUGUAAGGUUUGUAAUCUCCUUCUUUGUUAUUACAAAGAAACAAGCACAGGCUUUCAUUUAAAUUUAAAAAAAAAAAACGCAGGAAAAUCCUUCUAAUAAAAAGUGUGUCAUAUAUAUGGUAUUUGAUAAUCUAGAUAAGUAUAUUAACUCAUCAUAAUCUUUAACCUUGUGUUUCAGUAAAUCAGCUUUUGCAUAGCUGUGGUCAGGGAAAAUGAUCGAGAAAGUAAGUCAUUUUUCUACAUGCUGCUUUUUAGGUCUUUCAAAAAAAAAAAAAGAAAAGAAUAAGACAGGUUUUAAUGAUUUAACUGAGCACUACUCACCCAGUUGGGUGUUUUAUAUUUAUUAUAUUUAUUAUUAUAUUAGGUUUUGAGUAUUGUGAAAAUAAAGUGUUACAAAUUAAAAUAAAUCUUUACUUUUUUACAAAUCUAUGCAGGGCAAAAGAACAACUGCUGAAACUUAAUCUUGGCGCGAGAUUUAUAAUGUAGCAAAGAAGAAAGCUCAAGUCAGUCUGAUUUUGUAUUGGGACUUUUUAUAUUGUAUAACAAGAGUCAGAUUUGCUUAAAUUGAAUUUUAUGUCAGUAUUCAACAAACUGUAACAACAGUAGCUGGCUAUUGUAUAUCAGUACUGUUUUGUUUUUGACUUGCUGAUGACAAAACCACUAACAGUAAUGUUAUAUUUUUACUAGAUGAUGCUGUAAAGAGUUUCUAAAAGAAAUCUUGUCAGUGCAUAACAGAUGUUAGUGAACCUCACGGGCUAAAGUACAAAUGUUAUUAGGAGUGUGUCAGAGGAGCAGCUCAACUGCUUAUUUAUUUUGAAAUGAAGUUG
Polypterus senegalus (gray bichir) is the source of this 4696-nucleotide messenger RNA. RefSeq names its product transient receptor potential cation channel, subfamily C, member 3 (gene trpc3). The transcript is spliced from 13 exons. The coding region runs from base 258 to 2990 and encodes 910 amino acids. Gene Ontology annotation, molecular function: inositol 1,4,5 trisphosphate binding; protein binding; store-operated calcium channel activity. The record is from RefSeq and is a predicted model, not a curated record. Gene Ontology annotation, cellular component: membrane; cation channel complex. Gene Ontology annotation, biological process: calcium ion transmembrane transport; regulation of cytosolic calcium ion concentration; manganese ion transport. NCBI's taxonomy places the organism in Eukaryota, Metazoa, Chordata, Cladistia, Polypteriformes, Polypteridae.